This is a messenger RNA of Toxorhynchites rutilus septentrionalis, 1206 nucleotides long. It is a transcript of the gene MBD-like, whose product is annotated as methyl-CpG-binding domain protein 2. Bases 121 to 981 code for a protein of 286 amino acids. Gene Ontology annotation, molecular function: DNA binding. The transcript is spliced from 4 exons. NCBI's taxonomy places the organism in Eukaryota, Metazoa, Arthropoda, Insecta, Diptera, Culicidae. The record is from RefSeq and is a predicted model, not a curated record.
CUUGAAAAGAUGCAAUUUGUGUACUGAGAAAAGUUUGUAAACAGAUUCACAUAUUGGUUUUUUUAAAGACCAACACAGUUACUGAAACAAUCGCGUAUUCGGUUAGGAUUAUUCUAAAAGAUGAAUGUAUCAAUCGAGCGGAAACGAACCGACUGUGCCACUUUACCGAAAGGCUGGCAACGAGAAGAAGUCCUUCGAAAAACCGGACUGUCCGCAGGAAAGGUGGAUGUAUACUAUUACAGUCCGAAUGGUAAGCGGAUCGAGAGCAAACCUCAGCUGGCCCGGGCCCUUGGGGAUACAAUUGAUCUGUCCACUUUCGAUUACCAAGCCGGACGUACCGUCCCCACCGCAACACACAUGAUGUUGCAGCACAAUGCUCUCAAGCGAAAGUUGGUGCCGCCGACGAGUGGGUCAGUGCCACCACCACCGGUUCCAAUUUACCACCAGAUAACAACGGGAGCGGCGGCAGGAAGACAGCAGCAGCAGCAGUUUGACUACAGCCGUGGUAUGCGAGCGGAUACUUCGCUUAUUCCCCCGAUUCGCCAGACGGCAUCUAUUUUCAAACAGCCGGUCACCGUUGUGCGUUCACAAGAGGGAGAGGUUAAACGAGAUUUGCAACACGGUAAGCAAAUCAAACCGAAGCAGUUGUUCUGGGAGAAGCGAUUAGAGAAUCUGCGCGCUAACAACGUGUUCAACGAGGAAAUUGGCUCGCUGGAGCUCCCGAAGCGUUUGCGAGCUGUGGGACCGGGAGUUAACGAAGCCACCGUCCUCCAAUCGCUGGCAACGGCGCUUCACCACAACACCCAUCCGGUUACGGGCCAAACCGCGUCAAAAACGUCACUCAACACGAGCGCCGGUGUGUUUCUGAAUCCGGACCAGCCACUGAUGCAUGUGGCUACCAUUACCGAGGAUGACAUCAAAAAGCAAGAGGAACGAGUCCAGUACGCCCGAUCGCGACUGCAAGAAGCUCUUCGAACAUAGAUUAGGAUAAUUAGCCUUUGUUUUCCUCGAACUGAUUCUUUUUUUUUUUAAUAAAAAAAGCAAACGCUGCUUUUUGUUUAGUUUAUAAGUUUGCCUGAGGGAAGAAGGCCAACAUUUUUAACGACAUUAGCAACAAACAAUUAUGAUUAUCACGGUCAUCAGGAAAUUAUCACGCGUAAGGUAUAUCAGUAAAUUGAUUUUAAUUACAGCGAGUGGAUCUAAUAA